Messenger RNA from Exophiala bonariae, 1326 nucleotides. RefSeq lists its product as uncharacterized. NCBI's taxonomy places the organism in Eukaryota, Fungi, Ascomycota, Eurotiomycetes, Chaetothyriales, Herpotrichiellaceae. Bases 1 to 1326 code for a protein of 441 amino acids. The record is from RefSeq and is a predicted model, not a curated record. Gene Ontology annotation, molecular function: hydrolase activity, acting on carbon-nitrogen (but not peptide) bonds, in linear amidines. The transcript has a single exon.
AUGUCCAGCCAUCUCGUCUUCAAGAAUUGUAGCUCCCAGUUCCGGGCGGCUGUGUCCUCACGAGGCAGGGCUCAAGUUUGGCAGCAGGCAAUCUUUCUUAGUCGAGGAGCGGGAUACACAUCUGCGCGCCAAUUUGCAUCACCUUCGGUAAAAGUGAACAGUCAGCGCCUGUGGGACUCGAUUCAUCACACUGCGCAAUGGGGCGAUAGUCACGAUGGUGGCGUGAAACGGCUCACUCUGACAGACGAUGACCAGAAGGUUCGCUCGUGGUUUGCAGAGACGCUGACCGCGGUUGGCUGCAAGGUGAAGGUGGACCAGGUGGGAAACAUGUUCGCCGUUCGACCUGGGGCCAACAUGGCGCUUCCUCCCAUCGCAAUGGGAUCGCAUCUCGAUACCCAACCGGCAGGGGGCAGAUUCGAUGGCAUACUCGGGGUUCUCGGAGGAAUCGAGGUCAUGAAGGUGCUACAUGAGAACGAUGUUGUCACUCAGGCCCCGAUUGCUGUGGUCAACUGGACCAAUGAAGAAGGCGCCCGCUUCAAUAGUGGAAUGUUGGGCAGCAGCGUCUGGGGAGGAAUGAUUGACAUGGACGAGGCUUACUCCAUACAAGAUGUCGAGGGCACGACAUUUCAAGCCGCGCUGAAAAGAAUUGGGUACUUGGGAAAUGAGGGCGCAAGUUACAAGACCAACCCUCUAGCUGCCCACUUCGAACUCCACAUCGAACAAGGCCCUGUUUUGGAAGACAAAAACAAAACUCUGGGAGUCGUCAAUGGUGUUCAGGCGAUGGGCUGGACAUAUAUCACCGUUCAUGGACAUUCUCAGCACUGUGGCACCACGCCAAUGGAUAGGCGAAAUGAUGCGCUCCUCGCAGCAACCAGAAUGAUUCCACAGAUCAACGCCAUGGCGCGUGAGGUUCAAGGUAUGAGCACCGUAGGUGUCUUCAAGUCAGAGCCGUCGAGCCCGGGGACAGUUCCGGGCAAGGUUCGGUUCAGUGUCGAUCUUGAACACAUCGACAACGACACCAGGGAUCUGAUGGUGAAAAGAACGAAAGAGAUCUGCGCGGAAUUCGCAGAACAAGAAGGUUGCCAAGCCACCUUUGAGGAUACCUGGGCCAGUCGAGGUGUACGCUUUAAUCCACUCUGUAUCGAGACGGUUACAGAGGUAGCUGAGGAACUGGUUGGCAAAGAUGGGUACGAAACUCUCCCUGCCGGAGCAGGACAUGACAGCGUCAACACCUCGCAUCACUGUCCCACAUCGAUGAUCUUUAUUCCCUCCAAGGGCGGCGUUUCUCAUCAUCCCUCCGAGUGGUCAACCCAAGAGCACUGGUAA